AUGAAGGUUUUACCCGCCUCUGGCCUCGCUGUCCUUGUCACAGCACUAAAGUUUGCCACUGCAACCCCCACCCUACUUGCAGCCACCCCCAGGACCUUCAGGAGCAGCUACCACCUCGCACAGGAAUAUCUUGACAAGUAUUACACACAGAGAGGAGGCCCUCAGGCUGCUGAGAUGGUGGUAAGAGGAGGCAAGCCCAUGGUCAGGAAGAUUAAGGAGCUACAAUCUUUCUUCGGCCUCCAAGUCACUGGGAAGUUGGACCAGAAUACAGUGAACGUGAUCAAGAGGCCUCGCUGUGGAGUUCCUGAUGUGGCUAACUACCGCCUCUUCCCAGGUGAACCCAAAUGGAAAAAAAAUAUUUUGACAUACAGAGUCUCUAAGUACACACCUUCCAUGAGUCCUGCUGAGGUGGACAAGUCCAUAGAGAUGGCCCUGCGUGCCUGGAGUACCGCAGUCCCUCUGAACUUCAUCAGAAUAAACUCUGGGGAAGCAGAUAUCAUGAUAUCUUUUGAAACCGGAGAUCACGGGGAUUCCUACCCAUUUGAUGGGCCUCGAGGAACUCUGGCCCAUGCAUUUGCACCUGGAGAAGGCCUGGGAGGAGACACACAUUUCGACAAUGCUGAGAAGUGGACUAUGGGAAUGAAUGGGUUCAACUUAUUCACCGUCGCUGCUCAUGAGUUUGGCCAUGCUCUGGGCCUGGGCCACUCCACAGACCCAUCAGCACUGAUGUACCCAACUUACAAGUACCAGAACCCCUAUAGGUUUCAUCUCCCCAAGGACGACGUGAAAGGGAUUCAAGCAUUAUACGGACCCCGGAAGACAUUCCCAGGAAAACCCACUGUGCCCCAUAUUCCGCCUCACAAACCAUCCAUCCCCGACCUCUGUGACUCCAGCUCAUCCUUUGAUGCAGUAACGAUGCUGGGAAAGGAGCUUCUGCUCUUCAAGGAUAGGAUUUUCUGGAGAAGGCAGGUGCACUUGGCGGCAGGGAUUCGGCCCAGCACCAUUACCAGCUCCUUCCCCCAGCUCAUGUCCAACGUGGAUGCAGCUUAUGAAGUGGCUGAGCGGGGCAUUGCUUUCUUCUUCAAAGGUCCCCACUACUGGAUCACACGAGGAUUCCAGAUGCAAGGUCCUCCACGGACAAUUUAUGACUUUGGGUUCCCAAGGCAUGUGCAGCGAAUAGAUGCUGCUGUCUACCUCAAGAAGCCUCAGAAGACGCUUUUCUUUGUGGGAGAGGAAUACUACAGCUAUGAUGAAAGAAAAAAGAAAAUGGAAAAAGACUAUCCAAAGAACACUGAAGAAGAAUUUUCAGGAGUGAGUGGCCAGGUAGAUGCCGCUGUGGAAUUAAAUGGCUACAUUUACUUCUUUUCAGGACCCAAAACGUUCAAGUAUGACACAGAGAAGGAAGACGUGGUCAGUGUGGUAAAAUCCAGCUCCUGGGUUGGUUGCUAA
Molecule: messenger RNA, 1449 nt
Organism: Peromyscus californicus insignis
Lineage: Eukaryota; Metazoa; Chordata; Mammalia; Rodentia; Cricetidae
Gene: Mmp20
Product: matrix metallopeptidase 20
Exons: 10
Coding region: 1-1449 (482 amino acids)
Biological process (GO): proteolysis; extracellular matrix organization; collagen catabolic process
Cellular component (GO): extracellular matrix
Molecular function (GO): zinc ion binding; metalloendopeptidase activity
Source: RefSeq, a predicted model, not a curated record